AUGACUCGGCCAGAUAUAAGCUACACAGUGCAGAACCUGAGUCAAUUUAUGCAUAGACCAAAGAGAUCACACGUGGAAGGGGCUUUAAGGGUGGUGAAGUACUUGAAGAAUGCACUUGGUUUGGGCAUCUUGUUAUCUUCUAAGCCUUCCUCACAGCUCACAGUUUAUUGUAAUGCAGAUUGGGCCACUUGUCCCAUGACAAGAAGGUCAGUCAGUGGAUUCAUAGUCAAACUGGGAGACUCCUUAAUCUCUUGGAAAACAAAGAAGCAAAAUACAAUGUCAAGAAGUUCAGCAAAGGCAGAGUACAGAAGUAUGGCCAAUGCAAUUGCUGAGAUAUUUUGGCUCGUUGGACUGUGUAAGGAAUUGAAGGUGAAGUUGGAGUUGCCUGUUAAGCUAUAUUGUGAUAGCAAGGCAGCACCGCAAAUUGCUGCUAAUCCUAUCUAUCAUGAAUGA
Molecule: messenger RNA, 453 nt
Organism: Nicotiana attenuata
Lineage: Eukaryota; Viridiplantae; Streptophyta; Magnoliopsida; Solanales; Solanaceae
Exons: 1
Coding region: 1-453 (150 amino acids)
Source: RefSeq, a predicted model, not a curated record